Chiloscyllium plagiosum (whitespotted bambooshark) is the source of this 5433-nucleotide messenger RNA. RefSeq names its product acyl-CoA synthetase bubblegum family member 2 (gene acsbg2). Gene Ontology annotation, molecular function: long-chain fatty acid-CoA ligase activity. Lineage: Eukaryota; Metazoa; Chordata; Chondrichthyes; Orectolobiformes; Hemiscylliidae. The record is from RefSeq and is a predicted model, not a curated record. Gene Ontology annotation, cellular component: membrane; endoplasmic reticulum.
UAGUAUCCAAUCAGAAGAUGAAACAUCAUUGAAUGCAGAUUACUCUGGGGGCAGUGGAUUGAACAAUGCAGGCAGCUAGUUCACUUCAAUAGGAAAAGGGACAUUUUAAUGGACUAAUCCAAAUUUGGCACAAAAGUUGCAGGCUCUGGUGAUAAACUCUAAACCUACCAUACAAUGCCAAGGAUAGAAUCCGGAACAGUCUUGUGCGAUAUGUCGUUGAGUAUCAUUGACCCGGCAACCGGAGACCCACCACAAAGCGACCUGCUUCUUGGUGAUAAUGAGUUCGCGGGAAGCACAGAGACCGCUCAUGGUGCAGUCACAGUGGAUUGUGGUUCUACACAAGAUGUAGAUGUCGAUAAAUUGGACCUUGAUAAAAUGCCAGAAAAGGAGGAAGUUUCUGAUAAAGGAGAUGGACUACAGAUAGUUACACGGAGUUUAGGCUCAACUGGUGCAGACUUUUGUACCACCAGGAAGGACGGUGAGGUCAAGCUGAGGAUGGAUGAUUCCGAUGCUCCAGGACAGCCACUGAUGACUGUCCACCAGAUGUUCGCAGAGUCUGUUAGGAAGUACGGGGAUUACAUCGCUCUUGCAUCAAAGCAUGGUGAAAACUGGAUGAAGCUAACAUAUAAGCAGUACUAUAAUGAAUGUAGAGAUGCUGCAAAAAGCUUUCUGAAGCUUGGACUCCAACGUUUCCACGGUGUUGGAAUCCUGGGUUUCAAUUCUCCAGAGUGGUUCAUUGCAGAUAUCGGAGCAAUCUUGGCAGGUGGAUUGGCCGUUGGAAUCUACACCACAAAUUCUCCUGAAGCCUGUCAACACGUAGCAAGUGAUAGUGAAGCUAAUGUCUUGGUCGUGGAGAACAACAAGCAACUACAGAAGAUCUUGCAGAUUCAGGAUCAGCUUCCACACUUAAAAGCAAUUGUACAGUACAAGGACGAACUGAAGGAGAAGAGACCAAAUCUUUACACUUGGGCGGAGUUCAUGCAGCUUGGGAAGGAUGUGCCAGAUUCACAACUCGAUGAGAUUAUCGCUUCCCAGAAACCGAAUCAGUGUUGCACACUCAUUUAUACUUCGGGGACCACUGGAACGCCAAAGGGAGUCAUGCUGAGCCACGAUAAUCUAACAUGGACAGCUUAUGCAGCAGGAAAUAUGGUGCAACUGCGACCAGCUACUGAAAGCCAAGAAGCUAUUGUUAGCUAUUUGCCACUAAGUCAUAUUGCUGCACAAAUGAUCGAUAUCUGGCUGUCCAUAAUGUUUGGAGGCACCACUUAUUUUGCACAACCUGAUGCACUGAAGGGUUCUUUGGUGACCACAAUGAGGGAGGUCCGUCCCACAGCAUUUAUGGGUGUGCCGCGUGUCUGGGAGAAGAUGCAGGAGAAAAUGAAAACUAUAGGAGCAAAAUCCUCGACUGUUAGGAGGAAAGUUGCCUCCUGGGCGAAAGAUGUUGGUUUAAAAACCAAUCUAAAUCGCAUGCGUGGAAAUAAUGCUGUUUCAUUUAACUUCCGGGUGGCCAAUGAGUUGGUGUUUAAAAAGGUUCGGAAUGCUUUGGGAUUGACUCGUUGCACAAAAUGUUACACAGGAGCAGCUCCAAUAACCAAAGACACGCUGGAGUUCUUCCUUAGUCUCAACAUCCCCGUAUACGAGUUAUAUGGAAUGAGUGAAAGCUCAGGACCACACACCAUUUCCGUACCUGAUGCAUUUAGACUUUCAAGCUGUGGAAAGGUGAUGACAGACUGUAGGACAAAGAUCUUCAAUCCUGAUGAUGAUGGCUGUGGCGAGAUCUGUUUCUGGGGACGGCAUGUGUUCAUGGGUUACCUGCACAUGGAUGAUAAGACAGAAGAAGCAGUUGAUGAGGAUGGUUGGUUGCACUCAGGCGAUCUAGGGAAACAUGAUGAGAAUGGAUUUCUAUAUAUCACGGGAAGAAUUAAAGAGUUGAUUAUCACUGCUGGAGGGGAAAAUGUACCACCAGUUCCCAUUGAAGAUGCUGUAAAGGAACAUUUACCAAUCAUCAGUAAUGUCAUGCUGAUAGGAGACAAACGCAAAUUCCUAUCGAUGUUAUUAACACUAAAGUGCAAUGUAAACGGUGAUUCUGGUGAACCACAGGAUGAUCUAUCAGAAGCAGCAAUUCAGUUUUGCCAAAGGAUAGGCAGCAAUGCUACAAAGGCAUCAGAAAUCUUAGCCAGCAAAGAUGUUUACGUAUAUGGUGCCAUACAGGAAUGCAUCAACCAGGUGAAUGAAAAGGCUACGUCGAAUGCACAGCGAAUUCAGAAGUGGCUUCUUUUAGAAAAGGACUUCUCCAUUCCAGGAGGAGAAUUAGGUCCGACAAUGAAACUGAAAAGGCCUGUUGUGCUGAAGAUGUACAAUGACCAAAUUGAUGAUCUGUACAAGGAUGCAAUAACCCCAAUCACUCCAGAUAAUCCACUUACAGCAAAAUAGACUUGGUUGUUACUACAGCAGUGAAACACCAGCUGGAUUUGUAGAUUGUUUGUUUAUAUUUUUGGUUUUGCAAUGUUAUCAUCAACUUUGGCAUUUCUAUAUAGUUUCAAAUAAAUGUUCACGUUUCACAAUUGUUGCCACAAUGAAGAAAUUAAUUGUAUUGCAUCUGUACUUUUCAGGAAUUGGGAUUGCUAAAACAAAUUGAGGGAAGAUGUGCUUUUUACAUUAAAAUGCUUAGUACAGCUAUUGUGCUAGCAUUGCAAAUAUGCUCAUUUGAAAAGUUAUUUUCCCAUACUUAUAUGUAUGUGCAUAUACAUAAUGAAACCAACUUUUAGCAUUUGACUUCCUUAACAUGGAAAUAUACCAAACUCUAGUAAACAUGAAGGGCCAGCAGCAACAAUUCUGUUUAUAAUAUCUCUUGGUUACAGAACAAAACAUUGUUUACAAAAUCCGUGACAAAUGGCAGAUAUUCUGCUAUAUACGAUUACAGUCUCCAAAGAAGUGAUAACGUUUUAUGUUUUGAUCAACCAUGUGUGUAAAGAUUAUUAAUCCAACAUUUCUAUUUCUUUAAUUUUUGUACAGCAUCCCCAAAAAUUAUUUAAGUGACCUAUUUCUUUGUUUUUAUGACUAUUUAUUGUUCUUGAAGUUUAACUGUCAUGAAAUAUAUUUUUGUUUCCAAUGUACAUUUUGUAGAGGAAUUGUACAGCCCCAUUUGGACAAGCCAAAUAAAAAGAAAAGAUCUGUUUUUAUACAUGAAAAGCCACUUUUUAGUGUGGCAGUGCUUUAAAUUUUGUAGAAUCAUCAAAUCAUUGACUUUUACAGCAUAGGAGUAUUUGGUCACUCAUGUAAAUGCUAGCUAUCUGAAAGAGGUUUUUUUUUUACUCAGCUAUUCAUCCCCUUUGAAAAGUUAAUGGAUUCUCCUUUCACCAUGGUUCUGCUCGGGUACUCUAUGACUUAACCAUCCUCUGUAUAAUAAAAAUACAUCCUUUUUUGUGUCUUUUUAAAUUUGUUUUAUGCCCUUCUUAAACAACCAUUAUAACAGAAAUGUUAGUGAUUCUACAGUAAUAAGAAACAUGGUGUCAUCUGGUUCUGCUCACAACCAAAACCUUUCUUUUUUCAUUUUAUUUAUUCUGGAAGAAAGGUGCCAAAGAUUUUUUUUCAUCUGCUUUUGUAAUUCUGAAACCUAAAGCCCUUUUUCCAGGGAUCUUUACAGUUAGAUGUAACUUGAUCUCUUUGAAUAGGCAGAACUGUGUUCCUGAAAUUUGAAUAACCUUGUAUUUCUCCACUUCAACUUAAACUGGACAGAAAGACUUCAGAUUAAUCUACAGCCUCCUGAAGUUGUUCACGACCACUUCUGUUGUUAAAUCCUAUUUUAAUGCUGUGUCUAAAUUUUGUAUCCUCUAUACCUAGGUCCAGAUCUCUCACACAUCACUACCCAAAACUGAAAUAUCACUGCUCAAUUUGUUUCACUUCUCCAACCAGCACAAGUUUUUGGUUUCUAUUGUACUGAUACAUAGCCUCCAGUAAAGUUACCAUAGAUCUGCCAUCCCAUAGGACUGCACUCCCAUCAGAGAGACAUAACUAGUGGUGAUUUAACCCAGAUGUCACCAUGUCUUAGCUUAAGGGAGAGGUUGAAAAGAGCUCUUUCAUGGUAAUCUCUGGCAUCACUCUACAUGGCAAACCAGUCAACCAUAUUGAGCUAUCUCAAAGACAAUAUGCCUUAAUUUCUAUUUUAAUUUGUCAGGUAUAUAUUCCUCUUACAAUUAAUGUUGGUUACCGUUGACUCAAUCCAUGUCUUUUUCACCACUAACUUUAACUUUAUCCCAAGUUUGACUUUCAGAAGCUUUAUCCACUGUCUUACAUGUUUAUAGUUUUUGAUUUAUUCUUCUCAUCACCAAUGAUACUGCUCUCCAGCACUUUAAUAUGCACAUCCAAGAGAAUUUGAAACAUUGUGGUCAAAGCCUUUGAUAGACUGAGCAAUAUUUAACUCCCAUAAUAUCCUAAAAGGGAGAUAAUGGAAAACUGGCCAGGAAUGCAUUGGAAUAGAUUACUCAGAGGUAACAAAGGCAGGGAGAGUAGGUUACAGUUGAUAGCUGCAGUUGAACAGCUAACACCAGACAUUAAGUGCUUUGGACUACAAAGAACUCAGAUGCUGUAAUUUCUAGAAUACCACAUGUGAAAAGUGCCUAAAAAUGUAAUGCUGGGGCUAAAUUUUCAAUACCUUAAUUAUUGUACAUGUUUAUUUGCAACACUUAUAAUAUUUUAAGUAUGAAUUCAACCAGUUUUGAAUUUUUGGGAACUAACUUGUGAAGGGGAUUGGUAUUAACCAGAGAAAACGUAACCCUUUAGCCAUCCUAAGUUUCUUUGGCUGUAGGGAAUAAGCAUUUUGGCAGUAACUUGAUUAGGCUAUAAUAACACGGUGAAACUGGCACCUUAAUAUUCUAAAUGAUCUAUACAGCAGUUUGACUAGCAGUUGUUCUACAUGCUGUUAUGCUUUUCUUACUGAAUUGUGAAAUGAAUAAUUUUGACUUACCUUCCUGUUAUUUUACCUAUUGCUGAGAAAGGUAUUAUUUGUCUUAAUAUUAAUGUACCACAUCCAAUGUAUGCAAGCUGCCAGUUUAUAAACUGAACACAAUCCCAAUGCAAUAUUCAAAAUGGCGACUGAAGUGUGAAAACAUGGCCCAAUUGACGUUUCUUCUGCAUUAUCAUUUGAAGGAGUAUUUCAUUGUUUUUGUGUCACCAGUUGUUUACUCAACGUCUUAAUAUAUUUGCAACCAAUUGCUAUGUUAAAAAUCCUGAAAGUGUAAUUACUGCUAUUUACCAUGAAUGAUAACACCCAGACUGUAUUCAAUGUAAAUACAGAUACUGUAAUGUUUUAUUCCAUUGCUGCAGACUGUAAAUUUUGCAUGAACAUGUAAUAUGCAAUGUUGAACGAUUGCGUACUUCAUUGCAUCGUGAUGCAAAUAAAGUUGUGAAACCAGAGAUUUUUCAGGAUGAGAA